AGAUAUUGACGAAAUGGCCGGGCUUAUAUACCAUGCAUACCUAGGAGAGGACAGGUUCACUGGGCGAACGAAAACUAGGUCACAUAAGGAAAGGAGUGUCUUCGGCGAAUCUUUGCGACACUGUCGUGUUUCAGUGGUUCCGUGCCGUAAAGAGAGGCCGGGAGCUGCCCCUAACCGAGGCAGCAGCGGACGUGAGCGAUAAUGGCGGAUAUGGAGGAUCUCUUCGGGAGCGACGCCGACAGCGAAGCUGAGCGUAAAGAUUCUGAUUCUGGAUCUGACUCAGAUUCUGAUCAAGAGAAUGCUGCCUCUGGCAGUAAUGCCUCUGGAAGUGAAAGUGAUCAGGAUGAAAGAGGUGAUUCAGGACAACCAAGUAAUAAGGAACUGUUUGGAGAUGACAGUGAGGACGAGGGAGCUUCACAUCAUAGUGGUAGUGAUAAUCACUCUGAAAGAUCAGACAAUAGAUCAGAAGCUUCUGAGCGUUCUGACCAUGAGGACAAUGACCCCUCAGAUGUAGAUCAGCACAGUGGAUCAGAAGCCCCUAAUGAUGAUGAAGACGAAGGUCAUAGAUCGGAUGGAGGGAGCCAUCAUUCAGAAGCAGAAGGUUCUGAAAAAGCACAUUCAGAUGAUGAAAAAUGGGGCAGAGAAGAUAAAAGUGACCAGUCAGAUGAUGAAAAGAUACAAAAUUCUGACGAUGAGGAGAGGGCACAAGGAUCUGAUGAAGAUAAGCUGCAGAAUUCUGACGAUGAUGAGAAAAUGCAGAACACAGAUGAUGAUGAGAGGCCUCAGCUUUCCGAUGAUGAGAGACAACAGCUAUCUGAGGAGGAAAAGGCUAAUUCUGAUGAUGAACGGCCGGUAGCUUCUGAUAAUGAUGAUGAGAAACAGAAUUCUGAUGAUGAAGAACAACCACAGCUGUCUGAUGAAGAGAAAAUGCAAAAUUCUGAUGAUGAAAGGCCACAGGCCUCAGAUGAAGAACACAGGCAUUCAGAUGAUGAAGAGGAACAGGAUCAUAAAUCAGAAUCUGCAAGAGGCAGUGAUAGUGAAGAUGAAGUUUUACGAAUCAAACGCAAGAAUGCGAUUGCAUCUGAUUCAGAAGCGGAUAGUGACACUGAGGUGCCAAAAGAUAAUAGUGAAACCAUGGAUUUAUUUGGAGGUGCAGAUGAUAUCUCUUCAGGGAGCGAUGGAGAAGACAAACCACCUACUCCAGGACAGCCUGUUGAUGAAAAUGGAUUGCCUCAGGAUCAACAGGAAGAGGAGCCAAUUCCUGAGACCAGAAUAGAAGUAGAAAUACCCAAAGUAAACACUGAUUUAGGAAACGACUUAUAUUUUGUUAAACUGCCCAACUUUCUCAGUGUAGAGCCCAGACCUUUUGAUCCUCAGUAUUAUGAAGAUGAAUUUGAAGAUGAAGAAAUGCUGGAUGAAGAAGGUAGAACCAGGUUAAAAUUAAAGGUAGAAAAUACUAUAAGAUGGAGGAUACGCCGAGAUGAAGAAGGAAAUGAAAUUAAAGAAAGCAAUGCUCGGAUAGUCAAGUGGUCAGAUGGAAGCAUGUCCCUGCAUUUAGGCAAUGAAGUGUUUGAUGUGUACAAAGCCCCACUGCAGGGCGACCACAAUCAUCUUUUUAUAAGACAAGGUACUGGUCUACAGGGACAAGCAGUCUUUAAAACGAAACUCACCUUCAGACCUCACUCUACGGACAGUGCCACACAUAGAAAGAUGACUCUGUCACUUGCAGAUAGGUGUUCAAAGACACAGAAGAUUAGAAUCUUGCCAAUGGCUGGUCGUGAUCCUGAAUGCCAACGCACAGAAAUGAUUAAGAAAGAAGAAGAACGUUUGAGGGCUUCCAUACGUAGGGAAUCUCAGCAGCGCCGAAUGAGAGAGAAACAGCACCAGCGGGGGCUGAGCGCCAGUUACCUGGAACCUGAUCGAUACGAUGAGGAGGAGGAAGGCGAGGAGUCCAUCAGCUUGGCUGCCAUUAAAAACCGAUAUAAAGGGGGCAUUCGAGAGGAACGAGCCAGAAUCUAUUCAUCAGACAGUGAUGAGGGAUCAGAAGAAGAUAAAGCUCAAAGAUUACUCAAAGCAAAGAAACUUACCAGUGAUGAGGAGUCUGGGAAAAGGGAAAGACCCAAGCUGAAAGAAACAUGGAGACAGUGGAAAGGAGAGGUAUCAAGGCCAACCCUCAGCUUUCUUAGACAAAACAGGUACGUUCUGUGAAGGAUUACUCAGUAUGUGGUGUCAGGCAGCCUCCCCUCUGUGUCUCUUUCUCCAGCUCUCCCUCUUGAGACUCCAUUUCCCCUUUGACAACCCUGCCUUAUCUUCACAACUGUGGACUGUCUUUUUCUGUAUCUACAGGGACCUGCAUUCAUGACUGUAUUAGCAAGCUUUCUUUUAGACUUAAUAAAAAUAUUUUUGUCAUUUACUGCAUUUAUAUAUGACACUGGGAUCUGUUGCAGUUAUGUUCAGUAAGGCAGCAUCCCACAUGUGUAAUUUCACAAAAUGAAGUCAUCCUGAAGGAUUCUCUCACCUUUCUAAGUCCUGGGAGUCUGAGGAACUAUACACCUUUGCUCUGUGUGAUGGCUGGCUGGCUGGCUGGCUUGCUUAUUUAUUUAUUUAUUUGUUUGUUUGAGAUGGAGUCUUGCUCUAUUGCCCAGACUGGAGUGCAGCGCUGCGAUCUCAGCUCACUGCAAACUCUGCCUCCUGGGUUCAAGUGAUUCUCCUGCCUCAGCCUCCAAAUCCAUGCCUGGCUAAUUUUUGUAUGUUUAGUAGAGACAGGGUUUCACCAUGUUGGCCAGGCAGGUCUCUAACUCCUGACCUCAAGUGAUCUGCCCGCCUCAGCCUCCCGAAGUGCUAGGAUUAUAGGCACGAGCCACCACAUGCGGCCUUAUUAUUUAUUUUAUUAAAAAAAUUUUUUUUGUAGCAAUUAUAAUUUUUUUUUUGGUAAAGACAAAAUGUCUUACCAUGUUGCCCAGGUUGGUCUCACUCAAACUCCUGGCCUCAAGUGAUCCUCCCACUUUGGCCUCCCAAAGCCCUGGGUUUACAGGCAUGAGCCACUGCACCCAUUCCCUUUGCUGUGUUUUUCUGUGCUUAUGUGUAGCUGCCAGAGAAGUCAGUCCUUGGCAGGCCUUUUUUUUUUUUUUUUUGAGACGGAGUCUCGCUCUGUCGCCCAGGCUGGAGUGUGGUGGUGUGGUCUCAGCUCACUGCAACCUCCAUCUCCCGGGUUUAAGCAAUUCCCUUACCUCAGCCUCCCAAGUAGCUGGGAUUACAGGUGCCCGCCAUCAUGCCUGGCUAAUUUUUUUGUAGUUUUAGUAGAGAUGGGGUUUCACCAUGUUGGUUGGGCUGGUCUUGAACUCCUGACCUCGUGAUCUGCCCACCUCGGCCUCCCAAAGUGCUGGGAUUACAGGCGUGAGCCACCACGCCCAACCUUUUUUUUUUUUUUUUUUUGAUACGGAGUCUCCCUCUGUCGCCCAGGCUGGAGAGCAGUGGUGUGAUUUCUGCCCACUGCAACCUCCACCUCCCGGGUUCAAGUGAUUCUCCUACCUCAGCCUCCUGAGUAGCUGGGAUUACAGGCAUGCGCCACCAUGCCUGGCUAAUUUUUUGUAUUUUUAGUAGAGAUGGGGUUUCACCGUCUUGGUCAGGCUGGUUUCAAACUCCUGACCUCGUGAUCUGCCCGCCUUGGCCUCCCAAAGUGCUGGGAUUACAGGGGUGAGCCAUCGCGCCCGGCCGGUCCUUGGCAGGCUUUCUAAAGCAGAAUUUCACAGCUUCUUACUCCACAGGAUGGAUUAGGACUGGUGCCAGUGAGACGUCUUUGGGAGAGCCCUGGCCAUCUCCUGGCUGCUGCUGUCCAGGGGCCUUUAGGACAGGCUGUACCAUCUUUUAGAAUUACCAUGCUAGUUGUUUUAGUGAUUGAAAUUUCAUCUCAUUAAAGGAUUUUAGAGCUGAAAAGACAAACACACCAAGGCUCACUUUUGGAAGGUUACCAAAAAAUAGUGAUUGCAUGUAAAAUGUUUUAAGAUUUUUCCUUUGAAAAUUAAAAGACAAGUAGUGUGAUUGAAUGUGCUCUUUGCCUGUGGGGCUGGGAGUAUUUGGGUUUGCUCUAGCCUGCAGAGUAGAAAGGAGGGGCUCUUGUCCCUUCUUGGGGGUAGGGUCCAUCUUUCAAUACUGCUGUUUAGGUAUUUCACUGCUGUCAGCUGGGAAGUAAAUGGAGGAGGAGCACUUCUCUAAAUCCCUUACUGUGGAUUCAUAACUUCCCCCCUUUGAAUUCUAUGGCCUUUCAGGUCUGUGGGAAUGUAUUUGGGAUAAUAAGGCAGGAAACAAGUGUGAGAUGCUAUCUUGUCUGUCAGAGGGCCAGCCAUGAGAACCAUCAGAAAAAAGUGGGCAUACCAGGUUGCAUUCUCCAUCUAGCAGCCUGUGGUCACAGCAGCAAGAUGUCUGGCUUUCCCUAACUUCAACCUUCAAACCAUUUGUUCAUCCCAUUUAAUUUUUAAUUUUUAUUUAUUUAUUUAUUUUUGAGAUGGAGUCUUGCUUGCUCUGUUGCCCAGGCUGGAGUAUAGUGGUGCGAUCUCAGCUUACUGCAACCUUCGCCUCCCGGGUUCAAGUGAUUCUCCUGCCUCAGUCUCUCGAGUAGCUGGGAUUACAGGCGUGCACCACCACACCUGGCUAAUUUUUGUAUUUUUAGUAGAGAUGGAGUUUUGCCAUGUUGGCCAGUCUGGUCUCAAACUCCUGACCUGAGGUGAUCCACCCCCUUUGGCCUCCCAAAGUGCUGGGAUUACAGGCAUGAGCCAUCAUGCCCGGCCCAUCCCAUUUAGUGUCAGUUUGUUUUAAUCAGUAUUUGAUAUUUAGAUACUGACAUGUUCAAAUUCUAUCUGUAAAAAAUGUUUUUUAGAUAACUUCCUAAAUUAUUUGUUUCUGUUAGAACGUUUGUACAGAAUGAUUUUAAACAGUGGCAACUUGUUUAUAGAUGCCCUUUAAUGUCAUCAAAUAUUUUCUUAAAAACCUUUAUGAUGUUUUUAAUGCAUUGAAACAAAUUGUUCCAAAAAAAACCAAAUCAACAGUCUUUAAAAUACUGAAUUUUAGAUAAUGAAGUGAAAUGCUGAGGAGGCAGAGAAAAAAAAUUUGAGAAAUUACCUGAUCAUGGUAAAAAUAUCCUGACAGGACCAGUGGUUAGACAGGCAGAACUUCCUCGGGAGAACCCCGCCCCUUCUGUGGCAAAUCCUGUCUCCAGUUUCCUGCACAUCCUACUCUGUGUUCAAAGGUUUCCCUGUGAGAGAUUAGUUCACAGUUGCUGACACCUCACAAUCUCCCUCACAAUCUGCAGGAACCGUUACUUUGAGUUGUCAGAGGGUCAUUCAGCUCAUAGCUACUUUUGAUAAACCAUCCUAAAAAUGUUCUUUAUUGACUUGUAGAUUUGUAAAAAUUGUAUCUGUUUAGGAAGGUGAACCUUCCGGAAAGAGAAAAGCAGAAGAUGAUGAUAAAGCAAAUAAAAA
Gorilla gorilla gorilla (western lowland gorilla) is the source of this 5477-nucleotide messenger RNA. It is a transcript of the gene LEO1, whose product is annotated as LEO1 homolog, Paf1/RNA polymerase II complex component. Bases 202 to 2208 code for a protein of 668 amino acids. The record is from RefSeq and is a predicted model, not a curated record. Gene Ontology annotation, biological process: transcription elongation by RNA polymerase II; positive regulation of transcription elongation by RNA polymerase II. Gene Ontology annotation, molecular function: RNA polymerase II C-terminal domain phosphoserine binding. Lineage: Eukaryota; Metazoa; Chordata; Mammalia; Primates; Hominidae. The transcript is spliced from 12 exons. Gene Ontology annotation, cellular component: Cdc73/Paf1 complex; nucleus.